Penicillium angulare is the source of this 1296-nucleotide messenger RNA. RefSeq names its product peroxisomal membrane protein PEX14. Lineage: Eukaryota; Fungi; Ascomycota; Eurotiomycetes; Eurotiales; Aspergillaceae. Gene Ontology annotation, molecular function: signaling receptor binding. The transcript has a single exon. The record is from RefSeq and is a predicted model, not a curated record. Gene Ontology annotation, biological process: protein import into peroxisome matrix, docking. Bases 1 to 1296 code for a protein of 431 amino acids. Gene Ontology annotation, cellular component: peroxisomal membrane; peroxisomal importomer complex.
AUGUCAGAUCCUUCAAAGCCUUCAUCAAUCCCCGCCUGGCAGCGCCAGUCUGCCUCGUCCUCUACGGAUCAGUCAUCAUCACAAUCUACCUCGUCGCCGAGCUCCGAUGAUGCGCCCGCACCCACCUCACGAGAAGACCUCCUCAGCCAAGCAACUCGAUUCCUUGAAGACGAAUCAAUCCGCAAUUCUCCCCCAGAUCGCAAAAUUGCCUUCCUUGAAUCCAAAGGUCUCAACUCCGACGAGAUUCAACAGGUCCUCGGCAUCUCCCGAAACCUAGAGGCGACCAGCACCAUCCCAAGCGCAACCGAGGAAAAGGCCGAGGAAUCACCUGAGACUUCUGCCUCCUCUCCCAGCAAAGCUCAAGCUACGCCUUCAUCUUCUACCUCUACCACUGCACAGUCUCAAUCGUCAUCCCAAUCGCCUUCUACCACCAUGUCUCAACCGCGCUCAUCUACCGCCACCACCGACCCCUCCCCAAUAGCAAAGCGCGACGAACCCCCAAUAAUCACCUACCCCGAAUUUCUCUUUCAGCCCUCCAAGCCUCCACCCCUGGUAUCAAUGCAAAGCAUCCUCUACACACUCUACGGCGCAGCAGGUCUCGGCGCUUCCAUCUACGGCGCAAGCGAAUACCUAAUAAAACCAAUGCUCGAGAACCUUGCCAGUGCGCGUCACGAGUUCGCCGAAACAGCACAAGACAAUUUACAAAAGCUAAAUGAGCAACUCGAGAAAACUGUCUCUGUCAUUCCGGCCCACCUCACUGCACGCAAAGAUAAGUCUUCCGAAGAAGAUACAGAGGAGGAUACCGAUAGCGUGACGUCUGACCCUACGGAACUUUUUCACCGUGACGUCGGCACUCAGACUACACCUGAUGUCUCGUCAUCUUCUACAUCCCUUGAGUCGACGAAAGAUGAGAACGCGCCCGAUGCUCCGUUGUCUGCUGUGUCUAACCAUAUGGCUCGACUUAAGGCUAUUCAGACGGAGCUGAAUGAGGUUAAUGAUGUUGAAGGAGUGUCGAGCUCGUGGGAUGAAACUAUGCGCAGUAGUAUUAGUGAAUUACAUCAUUAUCUCGAUGGAUUGAUGUAUUCCACACCAAGCUAUACUGUUGGAGGUUCUGGGCUAUAUGCUAACUCUACUUCUGGGAGUGGGAAAGCAACUGGUGUACGGAAGGGGGAGGAUGAUGCUAUUACCAGCUUUAAGGCUGAUAUUCGGGGAGUGAAGGGUGCGUUGCUGAGUGCUAGAAACUUCCCUGCUAGUCGUGGUGGUAGACGUGGAGGGUUUACUGCUGGUGCUAGGUGA